Messenger RNA from Rhodotorula graminis WP1, 1290 nucleotides. RefSeq lists its product as uncharacterized. Lineage: Eukaryota; Fungi; Basidiomycota; Microbotryomycetes; Sporidiobolales; Sporidiobolaceae. Bases 1 to 1083 code for a protein of 360 amino acids. The record is from RefSeq and is a predicted model, not a curated record. The transcript is spliced from 7 exons.
AUGUACUCGCCUCCCGUCGCCGUGGUCCUCCUCGCCCUCGCCGCCUCGUCGCUCGAGUCGGUGAGCGCUCUCACCGCCGCAUACCUCGCCGACGGCAACUACUACCAGUCGGGCUCGAUCUCGAACACGUUCAGGUGGCAAGCUUCGGGUCCGCUCGCGGCAAACCGGUGCCCGCGGGCCAUUGUCGGCCUGCGUUGGCCAGGGUCGUGUUACACCUCCUCUCUCGGGGCGACGGGCAACCUGCAGACCACGACGCAGCAGCAGUACCUCGCCGCCGUCGCCGCGAGUUCGUCGUCCGCCGCCGCCGCGCGAAAGUACGUCGCGCUCGCCGCAUCACCGUCGCAGGACCCGACCGACUCGAGAAGCGAGGCCGAGCUGCGAGCGCUGCAAGACGACGAGGACCUGGACGCCUACUUCGAGGCGUUCCCCGAACAAGAACCGUACCGCUUCCCCAACUACGCCUCGUUCCAGGUCGGCUCGCCGAGCUUCAAGGCCAAGCGCCAGGUCAACGGCUGUGGGCCUCCUCCUCCUUCGACGACCGUCGCACCGCCUUCUUCUACGACGACGAGCGCUCCCUCGACGACUACUACCGCCGCAGUCACUCCUCGACAGCGCAACGAACUCUUCACGUGGCCUGGCGCCGUCGCUGGGCAGACGUGGCGCUACACGUGGAAGUCGUGGCAGGCGACGACCUCGACCAACUUCAACUUUCAUCACGCAUGGCAAAUCUUGCGGCGCGACGGCUGCGGCGGCGCCGUGAUCACGCUCGACUACCUCAACGGCCAGGUCGUCAUCACGGACACGGUCCGGGACUGCAAGCCGUGCGCGACGUUCAGCCAGGGCAUCGACGCCUGGUUCAACAAGGAGAUCACGCACGAGAUGACGAUCACGUACGGCCUGAGCGGCUCGAUCAUGUACACCGCCUACGUCAAGGGGAGCGCGAAGCCGGCCAUCGCCUACCGUGCGCAGGGCGACAUGGGCUCGUCGGCUUCGCUCAAGAUCGGCAACUACCGCCGGUCGACGUCGGGACAGCAGGCGUCGACGGCGUACAUCGGCGCGUUCACCCAGACGAGGCUGGCCUGAGGCUCGCCUUUCUCUCUCACUCUCUGUCUCGUGUCUCUCUCUGUAGCACUCUCGGUGGCUUGGUCUUUCGCCGCACAUCUAUCCUGUCCGUCUCUCGUUGCAUUAAUCGUCUGUACGGGUUCCCUCUGGGUCUGGGCGCGCCGAGAGGCUGAUCGAGAGCGGCGAGAGAAAGUACGAGAGAGAAAGGGGGACGAGUGUGGGCGAGGC